Molecule: messenger RNA, 1248 nt
Organism: Talaromyces stipitatus ATCC 10500
Lineage: Eukaryota; Fungi; Ascomycota; Eurotiomycetes; Eurotiales; Trichocomaceae
Product: mannitol-1-phosphate dehydrogenase
Exons: 2
Coding region: 1-1248 (415 amino acids)
Biological process (GO): mannitol catabolic process
Cellular component (GO): cytosol
Molecular function (GO): mannitol-1-phosphate 5-dehydrogenase activity
Source: RefSeq, a predicted model, not a curated record
AUGGGUAAAAAAGCAAUCCAGUUUGGUGGCGGCAACAUUGGCCGUGGCUUUGUUGCUGAGUUCCUGCAUCAAUCCGGCUACGAAGUUGUCUUCAUCGAUGUGGUCCCUCAAGUCAUUGAGUCCCUGAACAACACCAAGUCUUACGAGGUCACUGAGAUCAGCGAGGAGGGAGAAAAGACCAAGACCAUCACCAACUUCCGUGCUUUGAGCUCCAAGACCCAAGAGCCAGAGGUCGUCAAGGAGAUUGCUACUGCCGAUGUCGUCACCUGUGCCGUCGGACCAAAUGUGCUGAAAUUCAUUGCUCCCGUCAUUGCUAAGGGCAUUGACUCUCGUGAGGCAGACCGCCCCCUUGCUGUUAUCGCUUGCGAGAACGCUAUCAAUGCAACCGAUACUCUUCGCGGCCAUAUCGAGGAACGCCUUGACAAAUCUCGUCUCGACACUCUUCCCAAGCGUGCUCGCUUCGCUAACUCUGCGAUCGAUCGUAUCGUACCUACUCAACCCGAGAACGCAGGUCUCAACGUUCGUAUCGAGAAGUUCUACGAGUGGGUGGUCGAACAGACUCCGUUCGGUGAAUACGGUCACCCUGACAUUUCUGCCAUCCACUGGGUCGACCAUCUCGAGCCUUACAUUGAGCGCAAACUCUUUACUGUCAACACUGGUCACGCGACUGCCGCUUACUAUGGCUACCAAUUGGGCAAAAAGACCAUUCACGAUGCUUUGGCUGAUAAGACAAUUCACAAGCAAGUUCACGCCGCUUUGGACGAGACUGCAUCCCUGAUUGUCAGCAAGCACGAAAUCACUGAGCAGGAGCAGAAGGAGUAUGUUGAGACCAUCGUUUCUCGUAUCUCUAACCCUUACCUCGAGGACGUUGUCGAGCGUGUCGGCCGCGCUCCAUUGCGCAAGCUUUCUCGCAACGAACGUUUCAUCGGUCCGGCUGCGCAACUGGCUGAGCGUGGCAUGAAGUUCGACGCUUUGCUCUUGUCUAUCGAGAAAGCUCUUCAGUUCCAAAACGUCGAGGGCGAUGACGAGAGCGCGGAACUCGCCAAGAUCCUCAAGGAGAAAUCUGCCGCCGAUGCCACUCAACAGAUUACCGGCCUCGAGACCGGUCACCCCCUCUACCAACAUGUUCUGAAGGUUUUUGAGAAGGUUCAGGCGGAGUCAAAUGAGAUCAUGUUUUACCUCGUAGUUGACUAUUUCCAAUAUCUGUCCUACGAUGAUGCCGCAUAUUUGCGUGCUUUUGUGUCUUAG